Molecule: messenger RNA, 875 nt
Organism: Eruca vesicaria subsp. sativa (arugula)
Lineage: Eukaryota; Viridiplantae; Streptophyta; Magnoliopsida; Brassicales; Brassicaceae
Source: the annotation of a GenBank genome assembly
AUCAAAGGUAGGGCGAGAGAAGGUUUCUUGUAGGUUUGGACGAUCAUAGGCAAAAUCAAAAUCUGAUCGGAGUUUUCUGCUACUCUCAGAUUGGUUUUUUUCUUUUGUUUUCAAAAUAUGAAUUGCGAAGUUUGUCAGCUGAAGGAACUGGAAGUGGAAUCAUUUGAGAUACGCGAGGUUCUACGCUGCAUUCUACAUACCAUAGUCUUCCACCGAGCACUCGGUCUUAUCCGUCCUAAAGAUGUUGAUUUGGAGCUUUUUGACAUCACUUACGUACAAUGUGGUGAAAUAGAAGUGGAAAAGAAGAUUGAUGACAGGAUUGAUCAUUUCAUAGCCUGGAUUGAUAAACACCCCAACAACAAGAAGCCUCAGUUAUGUGUUUCGUUUUAUAAAGCCAAAAGCAAACAGCCAUGGUACUCUAGUAAAACUGAUCGCUCCUUCUGGGAACGCUGGUUCAUCAAUCUUAAUGUGGUUAUGGACCUUGGAGAUGCGUCUGAGGCGAGAAGUUGUCGUAGGAAACAGCUUGAGCAAUCACUACAACAAGUCUUGUUCCAAAUCAUUAAAUUCGUUAAUGAGAAAAAGGAUCAUGUUCCUCCUAUCAACGAGGGUCGUGAAAUCUACUGCCCUUUUGAGAUCACUAUCCCAAGCUCAUCGGACUCAUCCUUUGGGAAUGGUAUGUGGAAGAGGAUGCUCCACAGUGGUGGCCAUCCAUCCAUGAUCAGUUGAUUUGAUUCACAUAUAUAUAUGUUUACUUGCUGCUGCUUCUCCCUAACUCAAAUCAACAGACUUUCCUACUUGCAUUUCUUAUGUAAGUAAAGCAUAUAAGCUUGCCUCUUCCUUCGUUGAUGGAUGUUAAAACAGAUAAAUAAGUGAUC